AUGUGGCCGUCGGAUUUCGAUAACCUUGACACCAUCUCGACCUUUGACCCCAAUUUUGCCGCCACCCUGGAGAUCAAAUGCCAAAGCGGGGCGGGAGCCGUGUCGGUGGCCAAGGACUUCUUCUCGUACAUGAGCUACGUGUACGAGGUGAAAAUCAUCAACUGCAAGCUAGCCAUUCAGGACAGCGCAUUUAGCGGAUUUAAAGUGUUGAACCAGCUUGUGAUUGAGAACGGCACGACAACAUUUGAUGCGAAGGCCUUCGAUGGCGUACAGGUCCAGAAACCCACCUCCGCAGGCCACAAAAUACCCGUCAUGUCCGGCUCGCUGGUCAUUCGGGACAGCACUACGACAGGAAACAUCCUGCCUGCCGGAUUGUUGAUAUCACAGACGGGUCUCGUGUCUCUGACCCUCGAGGGUAUGGACCUCAGCUCUCUGGACGCCUCGCUCCUGACCAAGAACACUGCACUCCGCUUCCUAUCAUUGGGCCAUAACGCAUUUACGGAACUACCGACUGGACUCCUCGACACCCAGAACUCGCUGGCGGAACUGCAUCUCUACAACACGCGCCUGGAGUGCACCUGCGAGAAGCUCUGGCUCUACAAACACUUGGACACCACGCGCACCAAGGUUUUCGGUGACGUUAUCUGCUCCUCUCCUACCGACUGGACGGAAAAGAAGGCGGCGGUUUUCUACUACUCCGAAUGCGUUGAGGCUCCGGCGGUAUGCGGAAACGGCAUGAUUCUGCUGGGCGCAUGCGUGACCUGGCUGGAGCUGGGGCUGUCAAUCAUGUGCAUUGUGGCCUUCAUACUGUCAAUUGUGGUACUGGUUCUCACAAUCGUCACCAAGAAGGAGGCGGAGGAGGGCGCCGAAGGUAAGCGCCGGGGCGGCCGGAAGCCGACACAGCCGAGGCAAUCAGGGGCACAAGCACUCCCAAAGAAAUCCGGGCCAACCAAGGCCAAGGGCGCGUGGAAUUAAGUGAAAAUUGAAAAUAAUAUGUAUUUAGGAAAUCGGUUUGACUGAAAUUGUUCGUUUUUUUUUAUACUUUUAUACUCCUUUAAUUUUUGUUUUUUUGAUCUUAUUCAAUGAUUCUUUUGAUUACCUUUUACAUACAAUAAAUCGCAUUUUAAAACAAAUAUUUAUUAUUUUUUCAUGUGUGCGUUCGUUUUUUUAUAGUAAACAACUUAACACUUUACAUGCAGGCCUUGAAGAGAGAAAUUAUACCAUGAAAAUGAACUAGCCUAUGAAAAAUGAUUGUCAUGAUCGUAAUAGUAUUUCUAUCUGUUGCAAACAAAACAACAAGUGUUAUACACUGCUGAAUUUGUUUUUAUUAUGCCGACUUGUUCAAAGUAAUAAUCACAUUUUAUUUUAUGCUUUCCGGUGGUUUAUAGAGAAAUAUCAGUGAAUGAAAACUGAUAAUUUCACUGUUUCAAACAAUGAAAAUUAUCAGUGAAAAUUAUUGAUCAUUUUCACUGUUUAUGUUAAAUGACGUCAUUUUCCCAGCGAAAUUCUUUAGUUAAACUCAAUGUAUAUGAACUGUGAAAAAAGCAUUAAAUAAAAAGAAAAUUUGUUCGGUUCGGUGGAUUAUCGAUUUUAAUUCACUCGUGAUCAUAUAAAAUAUAUA
Messenger RNA from Dreissena polymorpha, 1621 nucleotides. RefSeq lists its product as uncharacterized. The transcript is spliced from 7 exons. The coding region runs from base 1 to 975 and encodes 324 amino acids. The record is from RefSeq and is a predicted model, not a curated record. Lineage: Eukaryota; Metazoa; Mollusca; Bivalvia; Myida; Dreissenidae.